GGGCUCCUGCUUCCAAUCUUCCCGGCGGGAGAAGUACGGCAACGUCUUCAAGACGCACUUGCUGGGGCGGCCGCUGGUGCGGGUGACGGGGGCGGAGAACGUGCGGAAGAUCUUGAUGGGGGAGCACCACCUGGUGAGCACCGAGUGGCCCCGGAGCACCCGCAUGCUGCUGGGACCCAACACCGUGGCCAAUUCCAUCGGCGACAUCCACCGGCACAAGAGGAAGGUUUUCUCCAAAAUCUUCAGCCACGAGGCGCUGGAGAGUUACCUCCCCAAGAUCCAGCUGGUGAUCAAGGACACCCUCCGUGCCUGGAGCAGCAACCCCGAGCCCAUCAACGUGUACCACGAGGCGCAGAAGCUGACGUUCCGCAUGGCCAUCCGCGUCCUGCUGGGCUUCCGCAUCCCCGACGAGGAGCUCGGCCGCCUCUUCGAGGUCUACCAGCAGUUCGUGGAGAACGUCUUCUCCCUGCCCGUGGACCUGCCCUUCAGCGGCUACAGGAGGGGAAUCCGGGCACGGGAGACGCUGCAGAAGGGGCUGGAAAAAGCCAUCCAGGAGAAACUGCAGAACACGCAGGGCAAGGACUACGCUGAUGCCUUGGACAUCCUGAUAGAGAGCGGGAAAGAGCACGGGAAGGAGCUGACCAUGCAGGAGCUGAAGGAUGGCACCCUGGAGCUGAUCUUCGCCGCCUACGCCACCACGGCCAGCGCCAGCACCUCCCUCAUCAUGCAGCUCCUCAAACACCCCCGAGUGCUGGAGAAGCUGCGGGAGGAGCUCAGGAGCAAAGGGAUCCUCCACAACGGCUGCAUCUGCGAGGGCUCCCUGCGGCUCGACAACAUCAGCAGCCUCCACUACCUGGACUGUGUCAUCAAGGAGGUGCUUCGGCUCUUCACCCCCAUCUCCGGCGGGUACCGGACGGUGCUGCAGACCUUCGAGCUGGAUGGUUUCCAGAUCCCCAAGGGCUGGAGUGUGAUGUACAGCAUCCGGGACACCCACGACACCGCCCCGGUCUUCAAGGACGUGGACGUGUUCGACCCCGAGCGCUUCGAGCAGGGCCGGAGCGAAGACAAGGACGGCAGGUUCCACUACCUCCCCUUCGGAGGAGGAGUACGGACCUGUCUGGGGAAGCACCUGGCCAAGCUUUUCCUCAAGGCCCUGGCCAUCGAGCUGGCCAGCACCAGCCGCUUCGAGCUCGCCACCAGGACUUUCCCCAAAAUCACCCUGGUGCCCGUGGUCCACCCGGUUGACGGACUCAAGGUCAAGUUCUUCGGACUGGAUUCCAACCAGAACGAGAUCCUGGCAGGGACAGACGCCAUGCUGGGGGCCACCGUGUAACGCCCACGCCGCGGCGGCGCCAGGGACGGAGGGGCGGGGUGGGGGCGAGGGAUGGACAGGAGGGGAGGAGAGAAAGGGCUGAGGAGCUUCUCCACCACGCAGAGCCUCCCGAUCUCGGGACUUUUCCCCCCCCCCCCUCUCCCCCGGGUGAAGCUGCCGAAAGCCUUCUGCUCUUCCCGCGGAAGGGGCGCGGAGAAGGUGUUUUUUCGGGGGAUGUCGUGGCGCGCCUCGUUUCGUCCGGAAAGGAGGGAGAUCCGCGGAAAAACCCGAGCCGAGCCGGGAUGUCUGACCGUACACAGUAUCUAAAUAUUAUAAAUAUAUAUAUAUAAAUAUCUAUAAAACACUUCUGCUGCGAGGAGGAGCGCUGGCAAAGGCCCGACUGCGGGGAAGGCUUUGGAAAUCGGCCGAGGGUCGGAGGUCUGGUGUCCCGGGGCGGCUCCCGGGUGACCUCUGAUCUUCCUUUUAACAGUGUUAAAUUAGCUGGUGAUAACAGUGUUUCUUUGGGGUUUUUUUGGUUUUUUUUGUUUUGUUUUUUUUUAGGUUUUUUUUGUCCCUUUGUUUGGUUUUGUUGUUUGUUCCGGGGCGUUGGAGGCUUUCCUUGGUGAGGGGGAGACAAGAGGUGCCCAUUCCCAUCCCCUCUCCCGCUGGUGCCGGGGCAGGCUGGGAAGGGGCCGAGGGGGGAGCUGUUAUUUCAGACCGAAAAACCCUGUGGUGUCUUGUCCAGGGCUGGACAAGUCGUCCCUCUGAGGCCUUGGGCACAUUUGCAUUUUGCAAGAUGCGUUUUGGGGGGCUCUGGAUAAGGGGAGGAAUGUCCUUUUUUAUUUUUUGUUUUUAAUCUCGUUGAGUUUCCUGCUGCUGCUACACGGCCUGUGUGCACCGUUCCCCCGGCACAGCCCCUCCCCAGCCGGGCAGAGCCACCUCUUUUGGGAGCAUCUUUGGUGUCUUUGCUCUCCCUGGAGGUGCAGGCACCACCCUCGGGGCUGCAGGGCCCCACCACGGCUCCGAGAGCUCCGGGGUGCUGAGCAAAGCCAAGCUGCUCCUUUGGGUGCGCCCUCUUCCACAGGAGGCAUUGGCAUGGAAGAUGAUCCCUCUAAAUAAGCCAACACACACUGCUUGUCUCGUGUCUGGGUUGUGGUUGGUGAUGGCAGAGCUCAGCAGGAAGGAGAGGGGCUCCGUGUCCGCCCCAUCCCACCGCUAGCCCAGGAGGAGGGCCCUGCCCAAAGCUUCUCCGGCACAAGAGAGCGGCCACCGAGAGGUAUCUCAGCUUUGGGUUUAUUUGAGUUCCAUUUCUUGCAUGCCAGAGGCUUCUGGGUCGAGUUUGAGGUCAGUGGGUUGUGUUGAAGGGGAAGAAAAGCCCCCUGAGUGUCUCGGCGGGUGUUUGGUUCACACCAGAGCCAAGCACCAGCCGCUUCGAGCUCGCCACCA
Lepidothrix coronata (blue-crowned manakin) is the source of this 2758-nucleotide messenger RNA. RefSeq names its product cytochrome P450 26B1. The record is from RefSeq and is a predicted model, not a curated record. Gene Ontology annotation, molecular function: oxidoreductase activity, acting on paired donors, with incorporation or reduction of molecular oxygen; iron ion binding; monooxygenase activity. The transcript has 5 exons. Gene Ontology annotation, biological process: sterol metabolic process. The coding region runs from base 116 to 1333 and encodes 405 amino acids. Lineage: Eukaryota; Metazoa; Chordata; Aves; Passeriformes; Pipridae.